Messenger RNA from Synchiropus splendidus (mandarinfish), 24084 nucleotides. Its product is annotated as chemokine-like protein TAFA-5. Bases 21127 to 21651 code for a protein of 174 amino acids. The transcript is spliced from 4 exons. Gene Ontology annotation, molecular function: G protein-coupled receptor binding; receptor ligand activity. Lineage: Eukaryota; Metazoa; Chordata; Actinopteri; Syngnathiformes; Callionymidae. The record is from RefSeq and is a predicted model, not a curated record. Gene Ontology annotation, biological process: G protein-coupled receptor signaling pathway.
CUUGCUCUGCUCUGCCAUCCUGAUAUGAACUUUAUUCGUCACAAAUGAAUGCCUUUGUCGAGGUCCUUCCCACUUGUGAGCCGUCUCCACGCCUUCAUGCUGUUCAUCACACCAUCCACUGGCCCCAUAAAACUGCAUCUUCAAAGUGUCUCAGCAGGAACCUGUCAAGCAAAUCCAUCAGCCAGCAGUACAAAGUGCAGCGGAGGAGCUCUUCCUCGCUGCAGAUCAAUUUUCUUUGUGAUCAGCUGAGCUUGAUGAGAUAAAAGUGCUUCCAAACACUUAAGCCUCAAAGCCGCUUCUCUGGCGCUCCAGCCGCUGGGUCACUUUGAAGAUUUAUUUUUUCCUUGCUAUUGUCGAUAGCGCUGAAGGUUUGAGGAUGGUUUCCUCACUCAGCAAAAAAGAUGCCUUCGGCCCCCACAACAACAACAACUACAUCAUCAAUAAUUACCUAAAGGCCUAGUUCCUUUUGUUCGUGAGACACAGGCAGCUCAAUUGGAAGUGAUGUGUCUGAUGCGACAGAUUUAUUUUGGCAACUCUUUGAGACGUUAUUUCUUAACAAAAUACUCUUGAGUUUGAGUGUGUCACAAGCGAACAGUACUCAGUAACGUUUUAAAACAUUUUUGAUUCCAUUUAUAGUCAUAUCCCUUACUAUGUUAGUAGAUAUAAACAUUGUCCAGAUAACAGAGAGCUCCUCUAACAUGUACUUGCCUUCAGUACAUCCCUGUCUACCCACUUAAGUGCAGACUUGAUGACCAAACACAGUGCAUUCGAACCACCCUGCUGCACAUCCUGGCAUUCAAGCUAUACACGUGUAUAUCUACCACCCUUACUAAACCUACCUGCCCACCAACUAGCUGCUUUGCCAACCUACCUACAACCACCCUAAAGCUUUUUAGCUUUAAGUUGUUUCCAUUAUUUUGUCCAACCCCUGUACCUACACCCAGUCUUUCAAUUCUUAACUUAACUGAACAAACCCCUCAUUCAUAUUCCCAAUUCCCCAGCACAUAAAUCCACCUUAAUACUUGCCAUUGACAUUUUUUUCCCUUGAUCUCUAAUAAUUAUCUCACAAUCUUAUGCCAUUGUUUUCAUUAGUCUUAGGAUAAAAGGAGUCGCUCUAAGAGAAUCUGUGGACCUAAACUAAACCAUCCGUCUGUUAAGAUCACGGCGGUGCUUUACAGAAUGAAUCCCAGCACUGGUGGCAGCAUCAGGCGAUGGUGCCAAUGUGUGGUGUUUGCCGCCUCCCCCUCCAAGCUGGUUCCUGACACACAAGCAGAAUCUACCCACUUGGCCAGGUGACCGGCACCCGUCCUGCGACCCCUUUGAAGUGUCGAUCUCCUGGGACCUGAUCCCCGCUGCUCGUGUAGCGAUGCCAAGCGUGGUGCAGGAUUGAAUAUGAAAGAGUCCUUUCUCCUCUGGUUAUUGUGGGCCAGAAAUAUUCUGUUGUAGCCUCUGUAACCCAAAUUCAUUUAACCACAUCUUUUGUUAAAAACAUAUUCCGAUUUACACAGGCCUGUUGAGAGACACAUAUUCACUCCUUCAAUUGACUCUGGAGUUCCUCAUGCUAAUAGAUUUCACUUCAACCAUUGCGUAUUCGUAUACAAUAAGUCUUUCCUCUGCUUCUGAGAUACACGUAUACGCCGUAUGCCUUGGUGUGUACAAGUAGCUUUUGGACAAAGUUGCGUUUGCAGUUUGCCUGUGGCGGUGUUCAAGCACACACCUGAGGCGGUUGCAGGUGUUUGGGUGCACAGUCUUCUGACCUGCUUUGGGUGGUCGGCGGGGUCAAGCGCUGUCCCCUUCAUCUGUGGCUCUCCUGUGGUGUGUUCCUGGGAAGGCAAUCUGUGCCACUCCUUCCUGAUGAUCAACAUUUGCCCGACCCAACCUCCUCAACAUCAUCUCAGAGUCUUGGUCAAGCUCACUUUUUUGGUACUUUUUUUUGACUCCUUAAGGGGUAAGUAUAGUGUUUAAUCGUAUUCAUAUUUAUACUGUUUUUGUUUUCCCCCGAACAGUCCAGACUGAUCAGUUAACAGUUAACAGUUAACAUCGCGCGAGCAUAGAGUUUUCCCUUUAAAUUCAGUUUACAUUUUCUUGUUAUCAUAUUUACUCUUCUAGCAUCUCCAUGUUUGAUAUAAACACAUUUGUUGCGCAUGGAACCUUUCGCUGCUCCCUGUUAUCUCCCUUCUGUCUCUUUUACCUCCUUUACUUUUGAAUAAUGGCUGAAUAACAAAAUAGUUGGCUGCGAGCGGCUCAAAUAGAAUCCCAUUAACCUUUAUUGUAUCUAGGAGGGAAGCGCAUGAAUAUUUUACUUUUCUGGAUGACUAAAAAUGGUUGUGCUUUCAACUUUAAUAUUGUAAAUAAGUGGCUGAAUUCAUUUAAGUUUAGUUAGGCUGCUCCUGAGGUUGUCAGCCUUUUUGCAUUGUUCCUACAAAUGUAUGUGAUUUGAAUUACCAUUUAGUACUUACUGUGGUGACAUAAUGAUUGGUAAAUAAUACUGUGGCAUUCUGCUGCGUCGUAAUGGCAGUACUAGUAAAUAUUAAUGAUGAUGUGAAGGUUUAUUUAUUUCUUUGUUCAAUGUGAACACAUUCUCUUUGUUGACUUUGAUACAACAAUGUUGAGAACUGAAAUAUAGAAAUUGUCAAGAAUAUAGUUUGCUUAGUUUUUUCGUAAACAAGAUAGAAAAAACAAACAAAAAAAAUCAUUUGUAUUGUUUUUUAAUUUAGCCCCAUAUUUUGAAACACAAAAAAUGUCCACAAACUUUCAUAAUAUUUGUGUCAAAUUUAAACGUUGUGCGAAAACUUCCGACAUCUCGACUACUGAUGAGUAUUUUCUGUCGCUCUCUUCGGCCCGCAAAUGCACAAAAUGACUCUCAUCAUCACACUCUGCCCGGAGGGAGAGGCAAGUGAUUUGUUAGUGUUUGAAUUAAUGUAACUCAUAAUUUGAAGACGCCGUUUAUUGAUUUUCUUUAAUCUGUCUGAAUGUGGAAGUCACUUUGCCCGUGGCGGCGCGGGUCACGCAGCCCUGGGUGACUUAUUAAACUUCCAAACGGGGAAAGAAGCUGUUUUAUCGGUGUUUGCUUCAACGCGUCGAUGCUCGGAUUGAUCGGAAAUGUCAGGAAAUCGGACUGAAGACAAAGUUUAGCAGAGUGAAAUGAGAAGGAAGGGGGAAGCAGGGAGCGAAAUAAAGAAGGUGAGAUGAAAAGAUUUCAACUCAGCAGCUUUUUUUUUUUAUAAAGACUUAAUCAAAAUGGCCGUCCCUGGUUGCCCCUCGCCCUGUCGGUUCAUCAGCCGGGGGGCUCGACCGUGGUGAUGUUGCAGAAGUUGCCUUCUAUUGAUUUGCUGGUGGCAGCAAUUCGUUCUCUCCAUCUGUCACGAUUAGCUUUUGAGGACAGGGAGCUCGAGGGGGUGAGCGUCUAAAUAGAGAGUUUCCUAGAGUGGACAGGAGCAGCUUUAACAUGGAAACAAGCGAUUUUUACUUCUGUGACGCAAUGGUGUGUGUAAAUAAGCAAUACUGUUUUGUGGCAUGAAACUUUGGAGGCGUCUCCUGGCUUAUUAGGCACAAGGGUGUUGUCCUGUUGGGGAGGGAAUAAAUGCUAUUUCCAGUCCAGUCAGAGUAACAAACUUCUUCUGUCCUCUUUUCUUUAGCAGUAAACCUGGAACACAUCAUUUUCCUGCGAUAAAGUGUCUAUCUUUUAUUCAUCGUCUACAACUCUAUGGCUCCAGGCCUUUUAUUGGUUCGCUUUUCUGUCGUCUGAGAAGUGCAACGUCCCAGUGUUUUUAGCUAGUCUGGGUAGGACUGAGCCGCCGGGUGAUCUCCUCAGUGUCAGUGACUGUUGCGGCAGAGUUUUUUUCUAGCCAUCUAACAAAACAAAAUCCAUACAUUCAAUUAAACCAGAUCAAAGCAAAGUUGCUACACAGCUCUCUGCUGGUUUCACGCCCUCCCAGUAAAUUCUUCGCUAAAAUUGAGAAAAAUGUAAAAGUUUAUCGAUUAUUUUAACUGUCAAUAUGCAUCUCGAUGUCAUACGUAGUUAGAACGCUCAUUUUCUGCUUUCGGGAACUUAAUCCCGCUGGCCAUUCAGAAGUACUGAGAAGACAACUGAACUCUUGAACCAUGAGGUGACCAGAUGCAGAAGCUCUGGCGACUAUUGCAAUCUCAGUUAUGUGAGCGCAAAGCCCCUGUUCUCUUCUUUCAAAUGGUAUUUGCAUUUUGUACAUUGAACGAAUAAGGAUAAAUAAGAAAAUGUUCACUCAGUCAAUUGCCACAGACUCAUUUCAAUCGCGAAGCCGGUCUGUCUCCUUGAGAGCGGACUCCGUCAGGACAUCCUUCUUGCAUGAAUGGUGUUUUCCGUGGCGCGCUGAAGGACAGGAGGAAGGUUCUUUGCUCGAAGAGAUUCACUAAAUCAAGGUUGGACUUGUAAAUACUGCACCUGGUUAGAGCAGAAGCCAAAUGAGGCAUGUAAACUAACUUCCACUUGAAUAUGCCUGAUUGAAAAAGCGCAAGAUGCUGAAAAGAGCUUGAAAUCUAAACCUUUAGAUACCCACUGAGCGACGAGAUGCUUUGAAAACUGUCGCUGAAUUCUUGACAACAGAUAAUACAGUUGCCCUUUUGUUGUAAGUACAUCCUUUUUUUUAUAUUACUGUGGAUGCAACAAUGCAUCUAAAUCCAUUUUAAUCCAGUACAUACGUUAUAUGAUAUCAUUGUUGCUGUAAACUCUCGCUCGCUUAAUUUUACUCUUUUUACCAAAGAAUUUUCAACAAGAUUCCAUAUAAGACUAUGUUAUUUAAAAACAUGAGAGGAGUAGGGGAGACAUGUCACUUCAGACUGCGAGAUUCCUGGUCUGGAGCUUUUGUCAUCAGUCCAUCCGCAUUAGUUACUGUGACAAAAAGUCCACCAGUCCAUCACUACAUCCGUGCUGGUCCUCAUAUGAAUCCAAGUAUUGCGACAAGGUAAGAGUCAAAUACUCAGUUGAUGAAAAAAAAGGAAUUAUUAUUAUUAUUAUUAUUAUUAUUGUUUUACUCCUCCUCCUCCUCCUACUACUACUACUAAUAAUAAUAAUAAUAACAAAAUUUAUCUAUGAAAUAUCACCACCACACGUUUGCUCAUAACUCCAAGUCGAUGGCGAGUGAAAGAUGGGGCAGGUGGAGAAAGGGGACGUAGCCUGUGAGGUAGCGGGGGACACCAGAGCAGCCAGCGGGAGAUGCCAGGCCCCCCUCACUACCCGGGACAGAUGGAGUGUCCACCUUCUGCUCCUCCUUCUUCACCCAACAGUGUCAGACACCAGCCAAGUAGCCCUGUGUGUAUGAGGAAGUCAGAAAGAUAGAGAGCAAUAAAAAGAAAUGGAUGAGGGGAGACUUGUGAGUGAGAGGAAACAUUUGAAAACAGUUGAGAGAGAAAAGAGAGAAACAGAAAAUAGGUGAAGAGAGCAAAGUUAUGGUGGGAGCGAAAGGGAGGAAUCAAAAGGCAGACAGCUGAACGAGAGAGGACAAAAUAGAUGAAGGGAUGAAGGGUGACAGAGAAACAGUGGGAUCAUGGUGAGAGAAAGACAAAAAGAGGCAGAGAAUGGGAAGGAGUGGCAAGAGAGAACAGAAAGGAUUAUUGGUGGAGAGAAAAAGGGAUGAAGAGUGACAAAAAAGCAGAAAUACAGAUGAAAAGGAGGAUGUUUGAAAGAGAUGGGGAUGACGACAGAUGAAAUGCGUGAAAGUGGCCAUGAAAAUAUUGAGAAACAAAGAGCGAACGAUUGAACUGAGGAAGAUAUAGAUGAAGAGACGGGGAAGGUUACGCACUCAUACUGUCUAUACAGUUUUUCUUAUAUCAUUGAAUAGUGAAUUAGAAUUCAAUAAGCAUUUAUUUUAGUGAAAUAUAACAUCCAUAUGAACAGUAAGACAUGCAAACUACACAUAAAGUAUUUGGGGGGAAAAUAAUGCAUUAACAUUCCAUAUUAUAUUUUAAAAAAUAGGAUAUAAAAUAUAUACGGUAUAAAACAACAGCAUCACCUAUACACUCGUUCUAUGAAGCAACUGCAUGGAUGUGAAUAUCAACUUUUGCCCGUAGAGAUAUAUGACAGCUAAGAUGAGGCGGAAGGAUCCAGAUGAAAUCAAAGCCAACUCUUGUCUCAGACUGUAUUCUCCAAGUGAUGGCUGUAUAUGUGUGUGUGUGUGUGUGUGUGUGUGUGUGUGUGUGUGUGUGUGUGUGUGUGUGUGUGUGUGUGUGUGUGUGUGUGUGUGAAAAUGACAGUGAAGGGAGGAAGGGGCUGCACUGGUGGGUUUAUUGAGGUUUUCAUCACACAUCACUCCCGAAUUGACAUAAAUCUCACCAGCUGGUAUUUCAAUAAAACUCUCAAGAGAGGAACAGGUGGAUGAGGGGAGUGGGGUUUUCCUUGGUAGUGACUAGAAAGGACGAGAUCAGAAACAAGGACAUCAACUCCUGUGGAGAAGUUUGGAGACAAAGCUAGGGGAACCAGAUUGAGAUGCUUAAAAGAGGACAGACAGUGGACAUGUUGGAAGAAGAAAGUUGGAGCUGGAGAUAGAAAAAGGGAGAACGGGAAGACGACCAAUGAGAUUCACCGCUGUAGUAAAUGACAUGGAGCGGUGAUGGCGAGGAUGAUCAAGGAGGGAGGCUGACCUGCUCUGGCAACCCAUUAUGAGAAGUGUAGUAGAUGAAGACGUGGAGCCAGAUAUGUCUCAAGUGUUGAGAAAGAAGAAAAGAAUAAUUCAUCAGGAAUGUGGGCACGUGUACUCGCUUCACUUGACUGGGGUCACAGACGUCAGUCGUGGUGGAGAAGCAGCUAAAUAUGAAUCUCUUGCUGCCGCAGCCGAGGAGAAUAUGAUUUCAGGCCAUUUAUUCACACUGUGAAGAGGAGAAGCGCCGCUGGAGCCGCCGCUUGAUCCGGCGCUUUCUUGUGCCGUCAAAGCGAGAGUCGACUCUUCUCUGCUGUCGUCCUCGCGCUGGUCUUUUGCUUCCCCAUACAAGUUAACCUUUGUCUUGUUCUUCCUCUCUUAUCCUCAGUGAGUGGCAGCUGAACUAGUCAGUCGAAGAGUUCAACUCAUGAAAUGACACAGCAUUAAUGGUGGUACUUCCAACUUGGUUCAUUAUAUCAUGUCUAUUACUUGCAUUUGACCAAUUUUUGUUGCAUGAAUCCAUGUUAGAGAGGACUUCGCUUCACCAACUUAAAGAUAUUCCCCUUUAAUUCCUGUCAUUCAGCAGAUAUGUUGUUCACUCAAAGCUUGGUUCUCCUCAGUGCUUUUGAAGCACAUUUUGACCCCUUACGCUGAGAUUUUCCCAACAUACGGAGAGUUUUCCAACAUUCCUGUCAACAUGUAGCAAAGUGUGACUCGCAGUAUCAUCGGCCGCCUUUUGAGGUUGAGCAUUCUGGAAGCACUACGCACUAUCCACCAUUCGCCUAAAUCGGCUAACAGCUGCAGGGAGCCUUUACUUCAAUCGAUGUGAUGCUAGUUUCUAUUUGCCUCUCAGAUUAUCACGUCAACAUAAAUGUGUGAAAUCGCGUCACACCAACAAAAGGCCCAUCAGCUCAUUGGGCAGCGUGUCACAUUUAAUAUUCACUUCGCUUUCAUCCGGCAGAGAUUCUGACUUGAGCGACGUGGAAAAGUGCAAAAAGGGCGAAAUGUGAGCCCAACAUUGUGCGUCCGUCAGCAGCAGCGGUGACAGACAGUCCGAGUCAGUGUCUGAAUCAUCUCCUUCUGGCUUCUGGGCCAGAUUUACUCUCUCCAUGUCUGACCCCUUUCUUUUCUUUCACUAAAGCGCUUUCUUUCCCUCCAUUCUCUGUCUCUCUUUACGUGCCCUGGUCUAAUGAUCGCAUUUCUCUUUAAGCGCCUGUUUUUUUUUUGUUCCCCUCUUCCUCCCAGAUGAAUGCAGACAUGCCGGGGGCCUCAAGGUUAACGCACUCUCCAGAAGUGACUGCUCUUUUCUUCUUUUUAUUUUGAUGACCUUGUGCCAGAUAAUAUUUCCACCAUUUUUUAAAAGCAAAUCCCAAUUACUGCAUCAAUCUGCAUACAACCAUUCUACUGCUUAAAAUUUGCGAAUGUGAUUUGAAUACACAGAUGAGCGACUUCUACUUUGUGCACAGUACAUUCACAACUCGGCGAUAACAUCAUCAUAUGUCAAUGAGUUUUCUGAGAAAAAAAUAUCAGUCAAAUACGGUUACUUGUCUAACUCUACGUUUAUCAUGUACACAUUGUUCAAACAACAAUAAUUAUGAAUUUCAUUAUGAAUAAAUAUUAAAAGUACACAUACUUAUAAAAUUAAAUGUAUAUUGAAAUAAAAAAAGUGCAGGUUGCGUUAUGAAAGAAAAAGCACAAAAUUAAAAUAAUUUCAACCAUGUAAAAAUAGAUGUAUCAGAGGUCUUUUUCAUAGAUAGAUGUAUAUAAGAGGUCUUUUUCAUGUGUGGAAAAGUCUAAGUCUUUCAAUUUAUUUAACAAAGAAAUAGGGAAAACUGCAGGAAGUGUGUCAUGAUGUCUUAAUGGUCACAUCAGAAUUAUGGGAUAUUAACUGGAAGUCAGGCCAAACCUAUACACACGAGACACAUGGUUUCAUGGUGUUUUUCUUGGAAGGGCAGUGGUUCUACUUUGAGUCAGCCUUGAAUGAGCCUCUCACGAGACCUCCCACUAGAGAGCGAGGCCAGACAGCCUUCAGAGAAAACUCAAUACCUGAGCGUGUACUUUUGGUCCGGAAAACACAUUUGCCCCAGGUGAAAGUAGAAGGUAGACCGACAGGUAAUAGCAGAGCUUACCUUUGGUCCACCUCGACAGGGCAAGUGUGAUAACUUGCUAACUCGAUGACUCAUCAGAUUUUGAAAUCUGUCCCUAAAUGAAGGCAGAUUCAGUAUUCACCCUCGCCGCCAUGAUGGAUCCUGCCAGGCAGGGGCGGGUUUGCUGGCGCGUAUCAAAAUUAGCCUUGUUAGCCUGCUACAGUUAUCAUUAGCAUGCGUUUAGCAUGCUGAGAUAUUGACAUGAGCGACAACAUGGAUCAAUAAAUCCGUGUGCCGGCGAAAUAGCAAGUAAGCAUCGACUGGCAGAUCGAUGCCGACAUUAUAGAUCAUCUAUUUAAGCAUGUGCGGCGUUCAUCGCACUUUAUAACAUGUCCAAACGUACGUCAGCACUUCUGAGGAGCCAUAAAUCAGCCGUCGGCCUUCAAGGUUCACCGAAUGCCUUCCUGACUCAUUUUGUCGCCUCCGUCGCAGCAUAUUGCCUUCAUUUUGCUAUUUACAUAAAUAUUUUCCAGCGACCAGACGCACCUGCUGGCACUGAAUUUGAUGUUGGAUGUUGAUGGAGGAUUGAUUUUUAAUUCUCUGCUCGCAGAUUGAGUAUGAUGGUCUCCUUACAACAGGUGAUCGAUAUUUUAAUGAUGCGGUCAGCGCUUUUCUCCAUUGUUUGCAUUAAAGAGGAAGAUUGUUUAAUUUUAAUCGACUCAAAGUAGCAAGGUCACUUUCCUCAGGUAAACUUGGACUCAGGUGAAGCUGAAGUUUGUCGAUAAUAGACUGAGAGCUGUGUGAGUGCUGUGUACUGAGUCAUAGUGAGCCACUUGUGAAUUCAGACAUGUUCAAGAUAAUAGUCAAAAGAAAUGCCAGAUGAAAAUGUUAUAAAAGUUAAAUGUUAUGGAAAGCUUGAGGCGCAUCAGCUUUUACAUACUGUACAAACUAUUCUAGGUGAGUCAAAAUUUUGGGGUGAAACCAGCAUUUCAUGACUCUGGUGAAGAUGGCUGUAUAAUGAUGUCAUUUGUUAUGAUAUAUGAAAUGAAACAGUUGAGAUUUGGUAAGAUGAAAACCAGUAAUAAGUGAAAACAGUUGUGUAAAUCUUGAUAUUACAAAAAAAUUUAAAAAAAAAAAAAAAAAAAAAAAAAAACAUUAUUGAAUUACAAACCUGUAUAUGUGAAUACAAAUUUAAAUAAUGAUGGAAACCCAUUUUUGAGCGCCAUAUGAGAGCGUGGAACUGUUGGACAUUAGAUAUAUUCAUAAUUCAAACUACGACAAAAAAUGCAGUGUUAUGUCCAAUAUAACAGUAAUAACAAAAAGAACAAGUCAGAAAAAGAAUAAAUCAAAAAUAAAUGUUGAUGCUUUUUUGUGUGUAUAAUAUGAUAUACAUAAUGAAAUAAAUGAAAUCAUAAAAAAAUGCUAAAAGUCAUUCAAAGUGUUAUUUCGAAGGGUCUAUGAAGUCAUCAUUAAAUGAUCUUAAGGCACAUUAAGUCUUGAAUACAAAGCAGUUUUGGAAGUUUAUGUCAAACGUACAGAGGUAAAUCACAAUGAGAUAAACCUCAGAAUGAAGAGGAAACUGUUCAAAAUCACUUCCUAAACAUAUUACUAAUUCAAAUUCUGAUGUCCGACACAUAAUAACCUCAUUGUGAAUGAAAAUGAGACGUGAUUAGACAAAAAAGUCAAAAGUACUUGCAUGAGAGAUUAUGCAACUGAUCACUCUGUUUAUGGGAGCAACUACAACAAGCACAAUAUAAUGAUGAAAUGCAACCUAAAAAUGAAGAAAUAUGUGAUAACACAAUGGAUAUUCAGACAAAAGUGUGGCUGAUGGGAUAGAACAAGAAAAUAUGAGCAACAGAUAAAACAAGGACAUUAUGAUAAAUAUGCAUUUUGUCAGAGCUACAACUAAAAAUAAUGAAGUAUAUGAGUAUAAAAGUAUAUGAUAAAGGUCUGAAUUAUCAGAUAUGAAAAUGUCACGUGACAGGGCAAUUGCGAGCUAAUCCUUUUUGUUUUCAACUUUGAUCUCAUUUUGAUCUGUUUCCAAAAGUUGUAGCCGGGAAAUGGUUAUGGAUGAAGGCAUCGUAUAGAUGCAGGGUUUAUUCUGUAUGUAAACGCUGCCAUAAAAAAUUAUUUUAAAAACUAUCUCUUUUUAAAGAUGAUCUCUCACCUGAAAGAAAGUGGAAACAUCGGAACAAACAAAUAACGCAUCAUGGAGGUGGACAUUUCACAGAAAAAUUCUGAAACAUCGGAAUGACUGAGAUCCGUCGGUCGUGUCAGUCGUGAAGUCAAGUCGAGCUUUCCAGCUGGACGUGUAAAGAGAUGCUUUACUUCAUCCAAAUCAAUGAGUGUCAAAACUUCCCCCUCUGAUUCAUUGCUCCUCUAUUCUUCGCCACAGUUUCAAAACACUUUGCCGAAAACCCAGAGAUGAGAAAAAUCUUCAUUGUGAUCCGAAGUUUGGAAUGGAAAUAAAUUCAAAACUUCCUCAUCUGAAUCUCUGGCAGUCACAUUCUCUUUCGCCUUGUCUGGCUUCUACUACAUAACAGCAUUGUGCCCUGUCUCCUCCACUGGCGCCAGUGUUCAAACUCUGUUAUCCUAUACUUUGAUAUAAACUCCGCCCCCUGCAUGUGUGAAGUAGCAACUACACCAGGCUUCAUAUUUACAGCCUGGCUUGUUUAUAUGCCUUCAUGUUACCUGCUGAAAUCCUGUAUUUUUUUUGGUGAAAGUCUCAAUUAACUAAGUUCUGUGUAUAUGUAAUAACGGGUUGUUAUGGGCUAAAGUUUAAAACUAUCAGAUGAAACUGAGAAUUACAAAAUGUAGAGUUCAAGUUAUGCCAUCAAUAGACAAUAGAUUAUACAAGACACAUAUAGACGGGUGUUUUAUUAGACAGCAGACGACAUUUUAGCUGCCAUAUUUUCACACGCGCACGUGAGCGUUCACUCUUAUGAGGGUCUCCCAUAAGCCUCUUACCUUUCCUGUCGCCAGAAUGAAAGCAAGCCCACUCACUCACCAGUGUUCUCUGCCUUUUCAUCGCCUCCUCAUCCAUCAUCUCCUCCGCCAGCGUGAUCGGAUUAGAUGCCUGUUAAGUGGUGGCAGGAUACCACCAAGAAUUAUUGGUAAUAUGCAGCCAGUUGUUGUUCUCUGCAUUAAUCAUUCAUUUCCUCUCCAGCGAGACUCGGCGGAGAAUCCACUCCCACCAGCAUCUUUGGUGGGAAGAAUGAUUGUCAGCUCAGAAGCUUCUUCAAACAAUGUUCUCCCUCUCUACAUUCAUGGAGUACUUCAGUUCCUUGCAUUACAGAUCAGCCGUAACAUUGCGACCAGCUGCCGAACAUCAAGUCUGAUGCCCUGUUUGAGCAAAACAGACGUAACGGUUUUCAUGUGGAGGUCACAUCAAUCAUUCACUUUCAUCCGCUUUUUCCUUUCAUGGCGCUGAGCCGUCUGGAGUCUCUCCCAGCUACAUGAGCUGAGAUGUGAGACUUUACUGGAUAUCCACGAAUGUGAUUAGAUCUCAAGGUGUUAUGAUCUGGAAUGAGUUUCGAGUGAUUUCACUUGACACAAAUGAUGGUGUCAAUUAGAAUUGGAAUACUUUUGGAAUAUUCUAAAACCGAAAAUGUGUUGACCAAAACAGCUUAUCAUCAGAAUGGGAGGAAGUUAAUCGUUGAAAAAAAGUGUUUAACUAGCUGAAACCUUUCACCUGAGCUCUGACCACGGCUUCAGAAUUGGCCGCAUUUAACAAAAAAUGAUUCAGACCUACCUUGCUCAACGGCAGCAUUUGCUCUGGAGUCAGGUCAAGGUGACUCACCUACUGUUAGAGAGCCUGUGAUUCAAAGAGACACACUGGGAUCCAGUUGAAGAAUUUCUGACUCACAUAUAUCCGCGAGUCAGGUCUGAGACACUUAUUAUUUAUUCAUUCUGAGCCCACAAACGUGUUAGCAUAGUUUGAGAUUUGACACUUAACACUCUCAUAAGUGACUAAAGUUGAAACAAAUCCUUCAAAUGUCUACUCAACUAGUAAUAGACGCCCAUUCCCGCCAAGUUACAUAAUAAUAAUAAUAAUAAUAAUGAUAAUAAUAAUAAUAAUAAUAAUAAUAAUAAUAAUAAGAAGAAGAAGAAGAAGAAGAAGCAGGAGAAGAAGAAGAAUAUGUUAUAUCAGACAAUAUACUGUCUAAUAUACUAUAUAUAGACAAUAUUGUUAUAAUUAUUAUUUUGUGUCUUUAAUCUUAUUUAACUAGUAUAAAUAGUGUGUUUUAUUUUAUUUAUUUUAUAUUAUUAUUACAUAUAUUAUUAUUUUAUAUGUAUUGUUAUUAUUUUUAUUAUUAGAAAUACAUAAUUAAAAAAGUAAAAAGUAAAAAAAAUCAUUAAUUAAAAAAAAAAAUCCUCACACUUUAUUUUGUGUCUUCAAACUCGCUAGCAUCAAUGGAAACCCAUUCCCGCUAAGUAAAAAUAAAUAAAUAAUAAAUAAACAAAUAAUACUAAUAAAUAGUUUUCAGCUGCUGAUUAAGGGUGGGAAAAACAUCUCAUUAGUAAAACGUUCAUUGAUGAUGUGUGAUAUAGAAAUGACUGGGCUUUAUGGCGACAUCUUGAGCUUCUGAAUGCCUCUUCUGCAACAGCAUUAGACACAAAACUCCACUUCUGCUUGGGUUGACCGGAGCGAGGAAACGCAGCGUUCGGUGAACGCUCCUGUUUUUUCCACACUCAAGGACAAAACACAGGCACAAUUAACAUCUCAUAUCUCAGAGUGAUUCAAGGACUCCACAACAUGUACACUUGAACUGACAUGCUGUCAGUCUUGCAACGUUCUUGACAAACGUCCGCGGUAUGUCCAAUGUGGCCUCAUCAGUGAAGGCGCCACUGACAAAACCGCUCACAGCACCAGGUGAACGUUAAUAUCAAAGUAAUGCGAAGACAACUGAACGAAAUACAGAUGUAAAUAACUUGGAUAAUGUAACAUUCUUUGCUGUCAGGUGUUGCUAGGUUUGAGACAGUGGUUUCUUUACAAAUAGAUCGAGGAAGUGGUGUGGUGAAAGAGUCUCUUUUUUAUCGCUUUUCGGCUAUUUACGUGGAUGAACGGUAGUGCACAGUAUCUUGGUUCAUAUUGAAAGCUUGCUCAAUGCACCCCUGAAUCAGAUUGUACCAUUUUGUGUCACGUGAACAGGCCUGACUCCGAUCACAAUACAUUCAUUCGGAUUGUGGAAAAAGUGAAGAUGUAACCUCAGCUUCUGUGCUUCAGGCGGGUCAUACUGCCCCUACUUUAAACAGGCAGGUGUUGUAAACAUGGGUGUGACGUGUGCAUAGUAGAACAUGUCCCGUUAAAAAAAAACUCAUGGAUUCAAACGGUGAACAGAUGAGUCCCAAAUCAAAUGAUUUUUCAAUUUCAUUGAAAUCUGUCUACAUCUUUCAGAGGUUCCUACAUCUUUCAUCAAAAAGCUCCGUUGAGCAGCAAACAUGGCACCUUCAGCGCGGCCUCCAUGGUCUGAUGAAGGAUCCGUAAUGUGGACUGGUAUCAACACAAGUGGCGCGGUCCAAUCACCAGCAUCACAUUUUACAGUCCAAUUCAUCGUUCAAAGGAGCAGAGACGCAUCACGCACACUGACACUUGAGUCUUGAAUAGUCAUGACCGGGCCAGCUGAAGACAAAGCCUGGCUGAUGAAUGCUGUUUGCGCUGACAAAUAAUAAUGAUGCUUCAUCAUGUGUCGACUUCUACUGUUAGGAACAAAACAACACACUUGUUUGGUGAGCGGCGGCUGAUUAAUAGGUGUCGAAGGGAAAACGGAAGCAGAUAAAAAAAAACCCUCGACUUCAGCGCGGGGUCGCUGUAAUUCAUCAAAAAGUUUCCACAAAUUGGUGGCUGUGAUGGAUGGCUUCAGCGGGAGUGGUGUGUGGUGACGCGGGUGUUGUUGGCGGCAGCAAGGAGUAGGAGACACAUGCGCCGAUCAUCGGCCGUGGCAGCCGUGUGCCGAUAAGAUGUAAAGCAGACGAGAGUGUUCCGUCAGUGUCAUCGGGAACAAGGCGUCCCGGCAGGUUGGCUGGAGAGUGGCCCACUUAGCCUGACCUUCGAAGUCGACUUUUUAAAGCACCAUUAGCUUCUUUAGCAGUAUUGUUUGUUUUUUUAAGUCAUUUUGAGUUGAGGCUUACUUCCUCUUUUUCAACUUGAGUCCAUGGGAAUUGGUCUGAUAUGCAAGAUUCGGAAAUGUAUUGUGUCUACUGGUGAGUUUUCUGUUGAGCACCACAUCUGAGUGAGUCACAGUUUGAUGAUUUACUUGUGCUCAGCAAAAAUGUAUUGUGAAUAGCUAGACAUUCCAGUCCAUAGAGCUUUAUUUCACUUUCAUUUCACUCAUUUUCGACUGGCAACAAAGUUUACUUUAGGUUUAGUGUGAUAUGUGGUAGAGAACUACAAUGCUUGUUGCAGGCUCUCACUUGAGAGUCGGUUGAGUGAGAGUCAGUUUUUAGUUUAGUACCUUUAGCAUAUGCUUUAGCACUGGAGCAUUUUGCUGUGACGUCAUACAUGCAACGUCUGGUUUGUAGUCCAAAAAAUGGUAUACUUUCCCAAGCAAAUAAAAAAUAAAUGUUUCAUUUCUUAUAAUGUUUUUCGUCUUUUGGGGAGAACAUUUCAGUGGCACGAUUACAACAUCCAGCAGCCAAAGGAUCAAAGGAUCGGCUUCUUAUCUCCGAAGCUGAACAGCUUUCAUACUGCAAUUCAUGCAUAUCUCCAGAGCCUUAUCGGUGACUCUUUAAAUAAAUGCCUUGUCACACAACAAACUACAUUUGGAUGGAAUUGAUGAGGUUCGAGUGACAAACAUUCUCUUACCAGGAUAAAAGGCUGGUGCUUGAGCACCACAAGAGCUCUGCGCACUUAGUGGAUGGCAUUUGUAAGAAACUACAUGCCUGAUGUAACCUUCACCUCAAGGGCCCAACAGCAGACUCAAUGGUUUGUGAGACUCAAUCAAAAUAAAUAUAUUGAGGGAGCCAUGUGGCGGACACUAGUGUCACAUUUGCAAGAACACAGAAAAACUACUCUGUGGCACUGAAAUGUCCCACAAAAAAGGGAAAGAGUCAUGACUCAUGGGUUAAUUUACAGAGUUAUGAGUUGUUCUUGACCUGCCCAAACUCUGAUAUUGUGGUGUUUUUCUUCACUCCAAUGAAGGAAUAAUUUGGUUGCUCAUUUCUAGGUAGAUGCCCGGCACCAACAAGUGACUCGGAGGACGGGGUCGGAGGGGAAGCCGUUCUAGAUCCACUCUCACAUCAGAUUGAACGUAGAGCACUUUGUGUCAGACAACCCCCCCAGGACAAAAUCCGUAUGUCCCCGCUCCUCUGAUUAAGCCCUCUCUCAGAUUUAUUGGCGUCGGGAAAUAAUGGGAAACACAGCGAAUGUAGAAGUUUUAGGCCAUUACUCACGGCUUUUAUUGGCAUGGGCUCCUCCUGGCGCCGGGCCACUGACCUGCACAGAGGACAAAGCAAGUAACGCCGCUCCUGGCUCCUGGCAACUGAAGCGGUGAGGAGGCGGCGGGACAGGAAAGUGAGAAAGGCAGAAGCAGUGUAGGUGGCUGGUGUGAAGAGGGAGGGGAAGGAAACGGCUUAAUAAUUUAUGGGAAAGUACACUUCCACCGCGCUUAUCACAAAAUGGUUUCUAAUAAAAACUGGGGGGAUUGUUUGAAAAAAAAAAAAAAAAAAGCAAAUAUCUUGGGGGUAUUUAUGAGGCCGUCUAGACGGAAUAGUGGGUCCCAGCAGAGAAACGAGUCGGUGUAGUUGUGAUUAAAUUUAGGCUCAAAUAAAACAGAGGAAGGUUUUUAAUCUGCGCAUGAAGGUGAUUAAGAUUUCGCAAAGCCGCACAGCGAGAAAUGUCUUUUGGAUUCACGCCUUUGCUAGUUUAUCACCGCUCAGCUACCGACUCAUUGUGGUCCUAAAAGACAAUAUCAUUCAUCUUCUUCUGCACAGUCACACCAAGGGUUAUGAGGGGCUACCAGAGAGGGGGGGGUGGCACCCUACAAAACUGACCUGUCAUCCACUGCCACGUUUGCGUAGAAUUGCAUGUCUGACUAAUGUCUGUGAAUUUUUUUUAAUAGAUACUAAAGUUAAAGGGUGUCAGUCUAUGUGUCUGUGAAUAUAUUGAACUAUCAAACCAGAGAGCAAUUGUCUGGAUAUGGGUUAUAAACUGGCUUUAAAAUUUGCUUGAAUAAAUGUGCCCACAUAACUGCAGUGAUGAUACUGAGAGGAAGACAGGAUGUUUAAUCCUCGAUGCUUUCGGCCUCGAUGAGGAAAAACGAUGGUUUGACAUCAUUAGCUUUUGGAGUCGCUGAACGAGCUGUGAAUGAAUAUGGAGCCACUCACUAGCUGCCAUGACAGAAGUCUUUUUUUGUAUUCAACACAUUGCCACUUCUAAGGUGUCACAUAUUGACAAUUGUCAAGUGUACUUUUGCAUGCCAGACUGACACUGAAGUCAGCCAUCUGUGCCUAUGACUCUGACUUGCGUCGCCGAAGUGGAUAGCAACAAACAGCCCAUGUGUCAUAAUCCCACAGCAGUAGGUGAGACAUUUCAUUCAAUUCAAAUGCAUAUGAGCCAUCUUGCAAGUGUCAACAUUGGACACAUUAGUCCUUGAUGAUAGUCAAAAUGUGACGCCCUGGAAGUGGCAGCAUUGUAUUGUAUUUUUGCUGUAUUUUUUCGUUUUAGUCAGUUGUAUUCAUGCAGCAAAACAUUGAUAUCCAUUGCCGCAAUUUCAUUUCGUGGCUGUCUCUUCCAUCUCCACAGAUUGAGUCAUGUAAAAAUAAAAAAAAACAGAGGUUGGGUCUCAGUAAGCCAUGGGAUAGCCCUCCUUUCAUUCUACAUGUAACUACAUGUCUAUUCAAGCUCCUCAACAGUAAGGACUACACCUGUGCGCAAUGAGCGAUCCACAUCCCUGGAGCAGUAGAUGAGAAGAAAAAGCCAUUUUACGCUAUUGAAACUCCUAUACGUCAACAUGCAAAAUGGAAGGCUGCCUUUGUCGUCAAUGUGGGACGCAAAACUCUAAGUUAAUAUUAUCACACCAUAGGGGUUGAGGAUGAGAAGCUCUGCAAUGUUACUUCCUCCCGCUAUCUAAUUUAUCGCAUGGUAGUCUGUGAUAGCUGCAGUGUAAUAACUUAGUAAUAACAGUGGGUAUAAAAAAAAAAAAAUCACAGUGUGGGCGGCAAUGAGCGGCCUGGUAGAGGCAUGCGCUCUCUUGAGUGGCUUUCUGGCUUCUUUUAAUCUUUGUAAAUAACUCACGAUCUGUGGUACAGCUCACUACACUAAAUUAUGGAUUACGAAUUAGCACACACAAAAUGGCAGCUCAGUCCAACUGCCCCACAAUCUUCACAUGAUCCAGACUGCUUCAGGGAGGUGCAUAGAAGAAUGUCACACUAACAUUAUCAUGCGGGAAAUAAUCCCGGGAACCCUGCAGGUGUUUCAGGAGUUGGAGAUCUUGAACAAGUCAGAUCAGAUGAGCAAAUUGUCGCUUCAUUUGGACACGAAUUUAAACAGACAUUUGAAUUGCACUGCGACAAUAUAAUCUUUGCAUAAUUGAACAAUGUGGGUUUUUGUUGUGGUGGUGCAUUGAGAGGAAAAAGCGAGUGAUGUGUCAGUGAACAUCAUCACUGGCUGUGCUGACUGGACCAAUAUAGAACAGUGAAACAAUAGCUGCUGUAAUCCUCCUCAGAGAGAGACAACACUCCUUUUUUUCGGCUUUGUGUAAUUUUGGAAGCUGGUUAUGAGAUGAAUGCAAGAAUCCAAAUAGUUUGUAGGUCAAGACUUCCUCUCGCCGCAGUUUAACCCCGCGUCACAAAAGUGCAGCUCCACACUGUCAAUAAUCUCAGCUGGAGAGCUAAUUAGCUGAUGCGGGGCGGCCGUGCAUGCCGGACUCUCGCAUGCAUGUGUCACGCCUCCUCAAACCAUUCACUGCAAAGAAAGGCAAUUUGGAGAGAGUAGACCCCCCGACAUGGGUGGGAAGCUGUUGCGCGUGGGGUGCUCAUGCAGAACAUCAUCUGCGUCAAAAGAACGGUGCUCUAAAUAUAACUUGUGCAUAAAGCCUUAUUAGAGUUAAGGGCUUCUUUGUGCGCCUGAAACACUGCUCCACCGCCUUUCUGUCCUGACACCUAUCGAACCUGUAGCUAACUGUGUGAGAAUCUCCAGGACGUGUCUAUCCCGGUGACUAAUUUGCCUGUUUCGUGAAAACUCUCCCAUCGAUCAGCUCGGCUUAUGACGCUGCCGCUGGCUUCGGUUGGCAUGCAGUAACCCUGAGAAGCAAAUUGGCCUCCGUGUGUAAACAGAAAGAAAACAAUUUAUUAUUCCACUCACUUCUUCUGGUGUCUCGAAAAAUCCACACCUUAAACAAGGCGAUGGUGACUGAAACUGUACAGCGUGUGCUGUAAAGAAUCCAUUUCAGGGCACCUAGUCCAGGGAGCAGCUGCAACAGUGUUCCAAGAGAUGACCGAUCCAAAAUGCUUAGUGUAGCAUCUGCUGCGGAUCCUUAGAGUUGGUAUCAAAAGUGCAGUCUGCUAGUUUGGGUCGUCAUACAAAUACAAUGCUACCUAGGUUUAUUAUCAUUCUUCUGUCCUGAUAAUAUGGAUAAUACAGACAAGGAACAAAAUGUUUUUUGCGAAUGUAGGUGCUGGCAUCGUCAUUCAAUUCUACAGAUGCCCAUCUUAUCGCCCUCCCACACUCUCACACAUGCGAGACAUGGUUAAAGACAAAUAAAGCAUGCUCCCAACUCUUCAGAGGAAGAGUCUGAGUCGAUCAGGCGUCUCAAACUGCUCCUCAAAGGGGCUUGGUGUCUGGUUGGAACAAAAAACUGCACCCGCUGUGACCCCUUUGAGGGCCAGUUUGAGACGCCUGGUGUAGAUAGUGUUGACCGCCCCAUAUACAACCACUGUGAAGUGGUCUACGCACUUCAAUGCAUGUACUUUGGGUUCCAACUGACUGACGUACAAUAUACCGUACACACUUCGCAACCCUAGAGUAAACUAAUACAACACAGCAGACAUGUUUGUGUUUGAGUUUCACCCCGAUGCUGCCAACUGCAAGAGUGUUAAUGAAAUUACUGUAAACCACAGAAAGUACAAGGCGCGGCUACUGAUGUCAUUGUGCUGUAGAAGUGUUCAAUGCUUUGUUCAGGUUCUGCAUGGAAAACUUUGAAACAUGGCACAUGUAUAUGCAUCUUUAAGUUUACAUGGAUCUGUACUCUGUAGGUACCAAACAAAUUUGGUCAGUACCAACAGUUCAAGUACAAAAUUCAGAACUCGUCGCCUUGGUGGGUGAGUUAUUUAUAUCAAGCCAGUCCUCAAAGGGCAGCAGUGGAGGCUGGUUUUGGUUCCAACCAAACAGCACCGGACUGUCAACGCAUUACCCUUUUGUGACUCAGUUCGAGACCCUCUGGUUUGUAUUGUUAAGUGUCCGUGCUUCUGUGUAUUUACUGACUGUUAAACAUGGGCAACUCCACCAGGGAGCCCUCUAGUGGCUGGCAAUAUCACAGCAAAACAUAAAACUAGGCAACAUGAUGUCAAUUCAACUUCUCAGUACCAGUUAGUGCUUUGUGAUGAAACUUAUUUCAGGUUUAAGCAAGGAAGAUGUCGGACCCUCCGUACAAGUCAAGUAUUGCUCCCAAACACUCAACCAAGACUCCUGGUGAAGCCCAGAGUCUUGACCAUCUGAGGAGGCAGAGAGUGAACCUUCCCAACCAUGGCGAGGUCAGGUCAUCACGGAGAGAUACUGUUAGAGGAUGUCUGGCUUUCAAGAAACACAGGCAGUGAAAUAGCAAACAUAGGACAACAGCAAAGACGGAAUUGAGUCUCCAAUUUGGGCCCAAACAUCUGACUUGUAAAAGCCCACAACCAUGUUCAUAUGCAUGGUUAAAGAUUAGCCUCAAUAUAUACCCUAGAAAAGGUUUGACACAUGCAGUUAGAAGCUUUUAUAAACAUUAUUUUGGGCUGAAUCAUGAAGGGGAACCGCGAUUCGGUGGGAGGGGGGCGUAAAGAGAGCGAGAGGGUGAGGGAGACAGAACGAUAUGGAGAGAGAAAGAGCGAGAGCGAGGGACAGAGAAGGAGGGGAGACUUGAGAGAGGGUCUGCAAGGCGACCUGGCUGCCAGUGUUUGCCUCUCCAGCAGCGGGAGAGAAGCGCGUAACAUGCAGCCGAGAGCGGUGAGCGUGGAUCGCCGUGCGCGCUGGACCACCGACGGCUGAGGCGGGAGUAAAAGUGGACUUGUUCUUGCUGCUGUCUCAAAAACAUUUACAUUUUUAACAUCAUUUUUGGGAUUGUUUUCUCGUCUGGGACUAACAAGAGUGGAUUUCUCUCCUUGGCACCAUGAUCGCAGAGCUCCACUUCACCGGCGCGCUGUGAAUCAGCAACCCGAGUUGGAGUCUCUCCUCGCCGCCUUCUAUUUUUUUUUUGCAACUCCCGGUCCGCCGCGAAGCCUCCAGCGUUAGGAUGCAGCUGCUCCGAGUUGCGUGGGCACUGACCGGAGCUGCGAUCUGCUGCUUCCUCAUCCUCCUCAUCCACUCUCGCCUGCUUCAAGAAGGCCAGUUGGCAGCGGGGACAUGUGAGAUUGUGACGCUGGACCGGGACAGCAGCCAACCACGACGAACCAUUGCGAGGCAGACGGCCCGCUGCGCCUGUAAGAAGGGCCAGAUCGCUGGAACCACAAGAGCCAGACCCGCCUGCGUGGAUGCCGGGAUUGUUCGAAAAAAGCAGUGGUGCGAGAUGGUGCCGUGUUUGGAGGACGAAGGCUGCAACCUGUUAGUCAAUAAAUCUGGCUGGACUUGUACACAGCCCGGAGGCCGGGUCAAAACUACCACGAUGAUUUCAGUGAUGUUCAAAGUGCUGUGUUCCAGGAGGAAACAACAGCGGUGUGUGAUUAUCAGAGAAACCAUGACCGACGUGCUUUCAGCCUCUAGAACGUAUUCCCCAAGGCUUGUCCAAGGUCAAGAUUGUCUCCAAGCCCUGAAUUAUUGAAAGACUCUCAGUCCACUGACCAUGUCAGGUGUUUGUGUGAAAACGUCACAACAGACAAACCGACAUUCCCCUCAGGUGAUGUGACUCAGGCGAGUGGAAAUGACUCAACCUGAUAAACAGCUAUUUUGGACAAAUGUCAGGCAGCGGUUUGCGUGUUCUGGUCAAACGACUCUGAGUUUGUGUUUUCCCUGUUUAGCGGAGCGCGUGUUUUUCCAGAUGACAUGGCCGCCGACCUCAUACCAAGCUUUAUUUUUAUAGGAAGCAAGGAUAUGUUCACCAAACAGCUAUGUGCAGGAUUUGUCGAUUUUCAGCUGGUAAAUGUCAACUUUUUCGCAACAUCGAUCUUUGUGGAAGGAAUUACAGUUAAAAAAUCAAGAAAAUGUCUCUUGCCUCAGCGUCUAUUUUCGGUGUCCUACAGGUGGUAAAAGAGGCCAUUGUACAAGCAGUAAUUCUUCAAGAUCCAAGUGUUUUGUUCUUUUGAGAGACAGGUCACUCCAUCCAUAGUAAUGGACAAGGACGAAGGGAAGUGAAGAAGAGAGUGUAGGCAGGAUGGAACAGCUGGAGGCCAGUGAAUGAUAUACCAGAUGGAUGGAGUGUAGAGUGAAAGUUAAUGAGGACAGACUCUGAUGCAUGAAGAGAAGAGGCAGAGGUCAUAAAUGAACAAUGGUUAAAGAGAUAGGUGAGGAUGGAGGAGGCUGACCUCACUCUUACACAUAGGAACAAUUGAAUUGGCUAAGCAAGUGGAAGAGGGGCCUGAAGGAGAGAUGCUAUUAUGUGAAGUACUUCCAGUUGACUUCCAAUGCCAGGUGUCAAGAGUGAUCCUAAGGGCUUAGGGCUUAGGACGCACAUGAAGAGAGGCCUCUUGAGCUCCCCGUGGUCAACGUGGACAUGCCAGUGAGAUGAGCCAGCAGGUUCACCACAUGCUAUGGAUCAGCAAGAAGAGUGCUUGCUUGGCCCUGUUCAGCUGGAUAUUACUAGCCAUUUGCCAGACCUGUAUAGCACAAUUCUUUGUCGUGGUAGAGCGGAGGCAGGGCCAUAACCUGCUUCACCGUCACUCAUUGGCAAAUGCUCCUUGCCAUACUCAUUGAGGCAAAGUUCUUUCCUUUCAAAACUUUCCUAUCUUUCAUUUUGGCUCUCCUGGGUAUCGUUCUUUCUUUCUUUCUUCUGCUUUUGCCAUUAGAGGGCUCAUCCUGGCCACUUCAUUCCCUCCCUUGCCUCACAUUUGUCUUCGUCUGACCCUCUUUUGAAAGGUACAUGUUGUUCCUGCCAAUAACGAAAACGCAAUAUAGAUUUUUGUUGGCUGCAGAAGAAACACAUGAAGAUUGAUAUCCACAUUUCUGUUAUCGACAUUUCAAGCAACUUUUCAAACGCAGGUGAAGGACAAAUAUCAAACAGAGGUGUACUUGUCAAAUGCUGGUGAAUUUAUGAGGGCAUCUGCAGUGUGCGACCCGCAUGAAAAUGGAAUUCUCAGGAUACGUCGCGACAGGCACCGAGACUAGGAAUGAGCUUCUGGAGUCCACUUAGUUGUAUUAACGACACAAUAAAACCAAGGCAGAGACUAGACUUGUGUGUCCAUCAGUCAUCGCUAUGUUUUCCUCUGAGUACAUAAAACCUGAUUCCUGUCUAAAAGUGUGAAUUAUGACCGCUGGUAAAAAUGACAAAUAAUCACUUACUUAAAUCGCUGUGCCUUAAAUAUGCCAGUAAGCAAUUUACAGAGCAUUGACAGCGAGAAUGCAACUUCUCAUAUUGUUAAAGAUGAACCCCUGAAUUUGUUAUGCUAAAUGUGGAUUGGUGGAUUUUCCUGGUGACAUUAAUAACAUUUAUGUCUCACUUGCCUCUUUAAAAACAACUGAAAUGUCAAAUUAUCCAAAGGCGCACCAUAAAUUGGACACAGUGUGAUAUAAACAGAGUUGAAAUCACAAUUUCUAUUGAGGAGAAUUUCACAAUACUAAGCUCGCAAGCUCCAGAUAUUGACCAGUUUCACUUCCAUACACAAGACAGUAUUGCUUCAAAAUCAAAUUCACAUGAAUCAGAAUCGGCUUUAUUGCAGUGGUCAGUGGGAAUCUCACCAACUGGGAAAGUGCUUUGGAGUAACAGUCAGUCAUGACAAAAACAUUAUCAGAAGAAGCUGUUCCUGUGACGGGAGGUUCUGGUCUGGAUGGACCGUAGCCUCCUGCCAGAGGGAAGAGGAACAAACAGUCCAUGUCCAGGAUGAGAAGUGUUGGCUCUGGUCCGACCUGCACGUCUCUGGGUCCUGGAGACAUACAGGUCCUGAAGAGGUGGCAGGCUGCAACCCAUCACCUUCUCGGCAGAACGUACAAUGCGCUGCAGUCGGCUCUUGUCCCUGCUGUACCACAUAGUGAAAGAGGAGGUGAGGAUGGACUGGAUGAUGGCUGUGUAGAACUCCACCAGCAACUUCGUCGGCAGUUGUAG